Morchella importuna is the source of this 687-nucleotide messenger RNA. RefSeq lists its product as uncharacterized. Bases 1 to 687 code for a protein of 228 amino acids. Lineage: Eukaryota; Fungi; Ascomycota; Pezizomycetes; Pezizales; Morchellaceae. The transcript has 2 exons. The record is from RefSeq and is a predicted model, not a curated record.
AUGACCAAAUCCUGGAACCCUCACGUCUCCCAUUACAAAGCUACCCUGACUAUGCACACUGUCAACUCUCGUGACAGAAGCCCUUUUUCGUCGAUCGAAGCACUUGGGGAGGCCUUGAGGAGGACCCCACCGCCAGCAUUGCCGGCACGAGAUGAAAAUGCAUCUCCUCCCCCGGCGACCGACCCUUUCUACCUUCCACGUCUAGGCAAAACGCACGCCUCUGACAUCCAUCUCUACGAGCGCUUUGUGGGAUGGUACGAUUUCUGGAACAUGCACAAGCGCAUAUUCCUCAAGUAUGGCUAUCUCGACAACCCUCUCUACGAGGUCAUCAACGCCGCCGACAUCGACUCGGACCAUCUCCCUAGCCUUUGUCAAGUCCCCUCAAUCCUCCACAUGCAGUCGGCGGUCAGGGAUCUCUGCUGGAAUGAGAAGUCACGCGUCACCAAUGUUGCGAGAGGGGGGCUGAAUAGGCUCAUCAUCUGGGUCGAGAUUAACCGUGUGGUUUGGCUGCCGAGAGAUUGGUUCGAGAAUUUGAGGGUGGAGGGCGGAGGGGUUGUGGGGAAGGAUAACGGAAAGAGGUACAUUACUGCGUGUACAAGUAAGAAGGAUAAGUGGUAUGCCACGAAAAGGGAACAGCUUGCUGGUUUCUCUAUCCUCAGCACUCGGCCUUCGGUGACAGGAGCCUGA